This is a messenger RNA of Scylla paramamosain (green mud crab), 9623 nucleotides long. RefSeq names its product structural maintenance of chromosomes protein 6-like (gene SMC6). Gene Ontology annotation, biological process: double-strand break repair via homologous recombination. The transcript has 25 exons. The record is from RefSeq and is a predicted model, not a curated record. Bases 200 to 3496 code for a protein of 1098 amino acids. Gene Ontology annotation, cellular component: nucleus; Smc5-Smc6 complex; site of double-strand break. Gene Ontology annotation, molecular function: single-stranded DNA binding; damaged DNA binding. NCBI's taxonomy places the organism in Eukaryota, Metazoa, Arthropoda, Malacostraca, Decapoda, Portunidae.
AUCUUGCUUCAUUCACAUAUCCAUUGCUACGUGUUGGGGAGUGCUUUAUACUGCAGGGUGGUGGCUGACGUAAAGGGAGUGUUGUAGUUACGUUGACAGCCAUUACUUGAAGCAGCGGUAUCUAUUCGAAUUCAUAAUAGUUGGUUUAUUGUGAGAUGCUGCGCCUUUGCACCUUUGUUGACAUGGAGAUGUGUGAUAGAUGCCCAGUGAGGACAAGCGAAAACAGGACCAGUCUGGCCCAGGCACUCACAAGAGACUGCGAAAUAAUGAACAGAACAACAACACCGUUGAUGAUCCCUCUCCAGACUUUUCUGUGGACAUCACUGAUGAAGGUAUUAGUAAGUGUGGUGUCUUAAAGUGGGUCACUGUCAAGAACUUCAUGUGUCAUGACCAUCUCAAGUUUGAAUUCUCUCCACACAUCAACUUUGUGCAGGGAAGGAAUGGAAGUGGGAAGAGUGCCAUCCUUACUGCUGUGGUGAUUGGCCUUGGAGGAAUGGCACGCUGGACCAAUCGAGGAAACAACUUGAGAGACUUAAUAAAGCAUGGCAAACAUAUUGCUGUAAUAGAAAUUGGCAUCAAUAAUUCUGGAUGCAAUGCGUUCAAGCCUGAAUCGUAUGGAAACACUAUCAUCGUGGAGCGAAGGAUAUCUCUCUCAGCAGCUACAUCAUACAAAGUUAAAGCUUGUGAUGGAAAAGUGGUGUCAGUCAAGAAGGAUGAACUGUCAAGGAUGCUGGAACACUUCAAUCUGCAGGUGGACAAUCCAGUAACAAUACUUAAUCAGGACAUGUCACGCUCCUUCUUCAACACAACUGAACCAAAGAUGCUCUUCAAGCUCUUCCUGAAGGCUACGCAGCUGCAACAAAUGAAAGAUGACUAUGCUGAUCUGGAGAGAAACAUUGAGAGCUCCUUGAGAACUAUUGAAUGUCGUAAAGAGUGCCUCCCUGAUUUGGAGAAAGAGGUGGAGGAACAGCGUAUCCACUAUCAGUUCAGUUUAUCCCUUAGAGAAAAAGGAAAUAGGCUGAAAGAACUACGCCAUGAAUUGGCUUGGGCAAAAAUUAUUAAUCUUGAGCAAGAGAAAGCGAAGGCAGAAAAAGACUUGGAGAAUCAUACAAAAGCUAGGAAAGAAAUCCAAGAGAAGAUAGAAGAGCUCCAGAAGGUUCUAGAACAGGAAACGGAAGUGAGAGAAAGAAAUACCAAACUUUUGGAGGAGGCCACCAGCCAUUUGACAACAGUCUCCAAGGAAGUGAGAGAGGUAGAUAGAAAAAUGAGGAAAAUAAGGAAUGAGUUGAAAGAGAAACAGUCUCAGUUUAACACUACAGAGAAAAAAGUUCGCACAUUGGCUUCAGAAAUUUCUACAUUGCGGUCUGCCAUUGAAAAGGAUAAUGAUGGAGCAAAGAGUCGAUGGGCAGCAGUACGAGCUGAAUGGCAGAGGAAGAUGAACAUAGUUGAGGAUGAGAUUAAAGAAUUAAUGGAGAACCUCAAGACGGAAAACACUCAUUUUGAUAACCUACAACACACAUUGGAUUUAAAAAAGUCAGAGAAGACACAUCUGGACUUGGAGGAAAAAGCAUUGUCCAAGCAAUUAAAUGGACUUGAAAGGGAACUUAAAGGUCUUCAGGGCCAGAAAGGAAGUCAUCUCACUGUGUAUGGUCAAUGGGUACCUCAACUGUUGGAGAAGAUUUUACAUGCACAUUCAAAUGGAUUGUUCAUCAAGAAACCUGUAGGACCUAUGGGAGCCUUCAUUAAAGUGAGAGACACUAAAUGGGCUCAUGUGGCAGAACGUGUGCUGGGAAAGAGAAUCACAAGCUUCUGUGUUGAUAACCAGAAAGAUGAAAAAGUCCUUAGGGAGUUGAUGAAAAGCAUUACCUUUGAUCAACAGUCCAUGCCAAUCGUGUCUGUGUCCAAGUUCAGAGACAAGGUUCUUGAUGUGUCUAGGUUUGAGACAUCUUCUUCUAAAUACUCUUCCCUGUGGUCCAUUCUUGAUAUUUCUGACACUGUGGUGGCCAAUACGGUCAUUGACCAAAUGCAAGUUGAGUCAAUCCUCCUCAUUCCUACUGCACAAGAGGCUGGCAGGCUGCUGAAGGAUAGAUCAAAGGUACCAAGGAAUUGUAAAUGUGCAUACACACUCAACCUGGACCAGUACUACCCUGAUCCCAACUACCGGGUGUACUCUGGCAGGGGGUCUCACCGUGCCAGAUUCCUGCAGGUCUCUGUGGAAGACAAAAUAAAAGAUAUCAUGAAGAACAAGGAAGAGUGCAAAGAAAGGCUGAUGUUACUGCUUGCCCAUGAGAUUAAAGAAUCACAGGUUGAAAUAAAAAGUUUGCAAGAAAAAAUCGGCAUGUCCAAUAAGAAGACCCAAGCAUACAAGAGGAAAUUGGAGACUCUCCGCAUGAAAGUCGCAGACCUUCAAAACGAAGAGGCUCCAGCCCCUCCUGACAUUGCACAGUUAGAAGAGGAUGUGAGGCAGCAAGAAAUAAACAUGGAAAAUGUCAAAGCUAAAAUGGAGGAGAUUCGUAAAUCUUCGCUUGAAAAAAAACAAGAAUUUAGUAAUUUCAGUGGAGCUCUAUUGGAGUUGAGACAAAAGGAAAAGCAUGCCUAUAAAGAAGUUGAGAAAUGUAAGAGGGCAUUAGAAGAGGCCUGUGCUAAUGCUGCCAUAUUAGAAAUUCAGAGCUGUAAAAAGAAGGAUAAAGAUCUCAAGAUGAAGAAGAAACAUCUUGAAAAGUCAUUGACUAGUGCAACAGAAACUUUGGAGAAAGCAAUGAAAAGUGCAGAUGCAUUUAAUCUCGGAGCACGCAUAGAGACAAAAAAGAGUGUAAAAGAGCUGGAGCGCCAGUACACCAGCUUACAAGCCAGGCUUGACAAGGAAAGAGCUACCUCUGGGGACCCAAUAACUAUUGCCGAGAGAUAUGUGGCUACAAAACAAAGAUACAAACAGGUUUCAGAAGAUUUGAAUAAACACAUUAGUUUAAUGAAGAAACUACAAGAGAGCCUACAGAUGAGAGAGGCAAACUGUAUGCGUCUUCACAAGUGGCUAGCAGUAAUCGUUAAAUAUUUCUUCAAGGAACACUUGUCAGUACGAAAGCUGGAUGGCUCAAUUUCCAUCAAUAUACAAGAACAAACUCUCAACAUCCAUGUGGAGAAGCCAAAUGUUUGCCAUACUUCACCUGUAAAGAAUCAAGUAACUCCCAAACAACUCAAGAAGUCUAAAGGACACCAGGACCUAGUCAUGAUGUCUGGAGGUGAACGUUCAUUUGCAACAGUGGCCUUCAUCAUUGCUCUUUGGCAUGCAAUAGUGUCACCUGUACGCAUCCUAGAUGAAUUUGAUGUAUUCAUGGAUGUGAUUGCCAGGAAUCAUGCAAUGAAGAUGAUGAUCAGUGCAGCAAAACAAGAUACCCAGUACAUCUUCCUCACUCCACUCAACUUGGAUACAAGCAAGCUUCGCAACUGUCAGUUCUUCAGGAUGCCAGAUCACACUGACCAGUCCCAAGAUGGCUGAGGACCCACCAGUCUUGGAUGCUUUUUGUUUUUAUAUCAUGUGAUAUCCUGGCAGUACAGGAGGUCUGCUGGUUUAAUCUCUACACAAGUUGGUCUUGGUCCAUAUCUUUUUUACUCUGAAAGUGCUGGACAUGUUAUGGAGAGCAGGUGUGAAUUUUGUAACCUUACUGUUGCAAGAGGGAGUGACUUGCAGUUCUUCCUUCCUGUGUGUGUGUGUGUGUGUGUGUGUGUUUUGUACAAUACAAUACAGCAAAAAACAUGUAUGGUCAGCAACACUCAUGAUUAGAACUUCCGCCAAUGUGAGCAUCACGUUGCACACACUGGCAACUUGCCCCCUUCUCCAUCUAAAAAAUCUGCCAGGAGAAAAUAACUAUAACAACUUAGGUUAGCCUCUCAUAUAUUUUUUGGGAAAGCAUAGAGUAACAGAUUCAUUGUUUGAUAUAUUGACAUAGUGACCGCUCUUUGUUUUGGCUAACAGAACAGCUGUGUUUGUUUGAAAGUGUUCUACUGUGAUGACAUGCAAUGCCUGGAAAACAAACGGUCAUGAUUACAUAGUACAAGUGUUAAGGUUCCACUAUAAUGGUGAAACAAAUUUAAAACUGCCACAUAACUAUUGGCAGUGAAACAACUAAGUGUGUUGGUGAAGAAAUUUUGUGAUGGGGGACACUAGGAUGUGCCUCACCACAAAUAUGGCACGAUAGUGGGGGUCCCCACACCCCCCCCCUUUUUUUUGGGGGGGGGAUAGAGGUUGUAGCUUUAAAUGUCUCUUCAUACCAUUCAAGAUGUCAAACAUUUUAGGGCACCCAUACUGCCAUGUUUAUGGUGAGGCACAUCCUCAUGCCCUUCAUCGCUCCAUUUCUUCACCAAUGCACUUAGUCUUUUCAUUGCCAAUAGCUAUGUGGCAUAGUUUUACAUUUGUUUCACCAUUCUAGUGAAACCUUAAUUCUCAUACUAUGUAAUCAUGGCCUGAAUAUUUUCCAGGCAUCGCACAUCAUCUCAGUAGAACAUGUUUAAAACAAACACAGCUGUUUUAUUAGCCAAAACAAAGAGCAGUCACAAAAGAUAACUUUCCCUCUUGUCAGUAUGUCAAACAGUGAAUCAGUCAUUCUGUGCUUUCAAAAAGGCUAAGUUGCCAUGUAGUUAUUUUCUCCCAACAGAUUUUUUCAGACUGAGAAGGGACAAGGUGCCAGUUUGUUCAAUGUGACGCUCACAUUGGCGGAGUUCUAAUUGUCAGUGUUGCUGACUGUACACCACAUUCUAGUGUAAAAUGGAAUACAUGAAAAGAAAAAGCAAUGAAAUGCACCUGUUACAGCAGUACAACACUCCCAUCCAUUGAUUAUUUGUGAAUAAAGUGUCCUAGAGACUUGGAGACUUAGAAUUUCUGUGCAUUCCAUUUAAUCACAAGAUGUGAUAGAAUACAUCUGUGCAUUCCAUUUAGAUCAUAAGAUCUGAUUAAGUAUAAUGAAUAUUUAUCUACCCAGCAAGCUGGUGAAAAAACCAUGCUGCCGUUCUGUUCAAGGUUGGUACAUAUAUCUUUGUUGGGUACAUAAAAGUACAAAAAAAAUAAUAUAUUUAGAUGCACAGACAUACCUAUACAUUUCAUACACUAUCCAAAGUAAACCUACUGACCAUGGAGAAUCAUUUCCAAAAAUACUAAGUUCCUUUUAUUCCACUUGUGUCUAAUCACUAAUGGUUAGUCUUCGAUCACUAAUGAUUAGUCCACUAAAGUUAAUGUGACUACAAAAUACAUGCCUUAAAGAGGAAUGUGUGAGACAGAGAGAGGAGGCUCUAUGUCAUGCUAUUUUUAUUGUUGCUUCUCUAUUAACCACCUUAUAGAAGAUGCUAGAAUUUAUGGCAGUAUUGUUCAAAUAUGGCUAAGUAUGUGACAAGACUCGUAGUUCUCCUAACAUAGGGAGAGUAAGGGACAGGAGACCCUCCCCUCUACUUUUAUUUCUAAAACGAGGAAGGGUGUGAAAUUCAGGUCUUUCAUCCCUCUUUAAGGAUUAUUUCAGCCUACAGUUGUCACAUUUUCAUGUAAUUGCAAUGAAUUGCAUGUCAUCAACUAGCAUGCCUAUUAUUUCAAACUAUCGUCAGCACCACUUUCCAGAAGAUUGAGGCCUGACAUCCAUCAAUGAAGAACAAGGUUAAUGUAGUUAUCUGUAGUGACUGUAGGGCCCCAGCCGGACCCUGAGCGUUCUUUGGCAAACUGGGUAGUCCAGUCCUGGUGGUAAUUCAAUCCUAGGUUGGUUCCUACUGUCCAGUCUCCUCUGUCUUUUAGUUUCUAUUCUUGCUUUUUUUCUUCCUCAAAAUUUAACCACCCGUCUUGACCUCAGCCCUCAUAUUUCGUGAUCUUUUCCCACUCUAGCAAUUAAAGUCCUCAAGCACAAUAAGCUUAUCUCGUUCUAGUGUUGAUAUCAUUAUUUGGCUUAAUUGGGUGUAGAAGGCUUCUUUGACUUCAUCAUCUGCAUCAAGAGUAGGUUCAUAAGCACUGAUUAGUGUAGCAUACUGGUUCUUAUCAAGCUGUAUCCUUAGAGUCAUUAGUCUCUCGUUGACUCCUACUGGUUGUUCUAUCUGCCUGCUAACAAGAUAAUUUCUGAUGGCAAAUCCAACACCAUGUAUCCUGGGCUGAUCUAGGCUUUUCCCUUCCAAUAAAAGGUGUAUUUUCUCUGUUCUUCUUUGAGUUGGCCCUCUCCUGACCACCUUGUUUCAGUUAGAGCUACUAUAUUGAAGUUGAACUACUUUAGUUCUCUGGCAACAAAGGCGGUUCUCCUUUCUGGUCUGUAUGUUUCUGUCAUGUUCAGUAGUAUCCUCACAUUCCAGUCUCUCAAUUUCAUUGUAUUAUGCUUUUCUUUCCUAUUGUUGUAAAGGUGGAUCCUCUGAGGGCAGCUCCCCAGGCAGACAAGUUCAAGACAACCACUUCUUUUAGGGCACCGUUUCUAGCCCCCUCCCCUCCUAGGGUUUGAGCAGUGUGGACCCUGAAGAGGGUUGUUUAGCCAGAACAUUGCUGCUGGACUCUUUCCUUGUCUCUGCCCAAAAACAUGAACAGCAUUAUAACGUUAUGUUCCCACUGCCUAUGCCAGUUCAUGACAGGUUCCCAGCCCCACAAGCCUGCCCUCAUUAUCAGUCCCUUGUCACUGACAGCCUUCUUAGGUGCAGAUGGCAAUGGUCAUGAUGACAGUGGCAGUGAAAGUGUGGACAGAUAUCAGACACCUGUAUCCACCAUGAAAAAACAGUCAAAAUCAUAGUAACUGCUACAUGCCUAUACUUGAGUUCUUGUCCAUUACUAUGGUUUUGUCAGAUGAAAAACAGUUUUAAUUAUGCUUGUGCUCAGAAACAUGUGCUUUCUCAUCCAGUAGUGCCACCCUUACCCUCCUUGGAACUUUGAAUUAUACAUACAGAUUUCUUAUGAUGCCCAAAACAUACACAAGUAAGAGUAUUAUACUGAGUAUUACAAAUUAGGACCCAGUAAUAAGGGAAUAUAUCAACAAACUAGCAUAAAUCAACUAACAAUAUCUGACCUCAAAGUUUAAGGUUUUGGGAGAAGGCAAGAUACUAUGCCACAAGCAUGGUGGGGGCACAUCCUUAGAUAAGUGGUAUGGCUUUUUGACUCAUAUACAGUGGGUACCAAAAAUACUGGGACCUAGCUUCAUUUUGGCAGGCAAAUGCUUUUAUUGUGCCAAAAUUCAUAUAAGCCAAUAUGACCAUGUAUCCUGGCAAGUCAGGAGCCCUUUACUGAGUAUUUGAGGGAUACUGGUUAACGGUAAGCUUUGUGCUUCACUGUUAAUGGUGUACCUAGGGUCAUACUGAUUACAUCUGAGGAUGUCAUGACUUGAAAAUUACUCUCAUCAGACCAGAGAACCUCCUGCCAGUCUGCCACUGACCAGUUCUGCUCUUUAGCGAAAGCAAAGUGCUUAUGCCGCAUGAUGCCAGUCAGCAGGGGUUUGCAUGCCACCACACAACUUGGUAUGUCAAGUUGAUGCUUGAGGCAAUGUUGGAUAGUGCAGAUUUUUGAGAUAUUUUGCUAUCAAGUUGAUGCUUGAGGCAGUGUUGGAUACUGCAAAUUCUUGAGAUUUUUUGGUAUCAGGUGAGGGUUUCAGUUCACAGCUAGCUUGAGAAGGCAGUCAGUGAGUGGUGUCAUCUUUUUUGUCCUUUCAGGACACUUUUCUUUAUAUUGGACUAAGGCAUUAGGUGGCAUCUCACACAUGGUAGCAAGCAUGCACAUGGUAGUGGACGUACCUCUCCCUGUCCUCCUCACUAUUUCCUUAAUUGGGACUUUCUCCUUCCAUAGAGCGAGAAUAUGGGCUUUUUUCUACAUCAGUUAUUUGCAUGGGAUCCAUCCUGACCUGAUGGGUUGGGUUUGAAGCUACAACAAAGAAGGCAGCAAAAAAUUAGUGGAGGGAGGGGGGAGAGAAAAAAAAUGAACAGGUGCAUAAACCUCCUCAUACCAUGCAUAGCCAGGCAAUGACAUGUUAGCCACCAUUCCUCAAAUAUUCAAUGUGGGUUCCUGAGUUGCCAGAUGCCAAUGCAUGGUGUCAUAUCAGCUUAUAUGAAUUUUGGCACAAUAAAAGAACAGAGCAGCACGUUUGCCUGCAGAAAUAAGGCUAGGUCCCAGUAUUUUCAGUGCCCAGUUCCAGUUAGAGUAAAAUCCUACCAUUACAGCAAGACACUUAAGUUAUAGAAUCCUGUGCUUCUCCAGGAUGUCAGUAUUUGUGUCGUAGUAUCUCAUGCUCUCUGAGAGAUCAGACGGCAUAUUGUAACUUGAUUUAUGCCAGUUUGCUGGCACAUUUCCUUAAUAUUGAGCCUUAAUUUGUAGUACUUACUAUAUUGGCCUCACUGGUGCAUAUCUCAGACAUCAAAUGAAAUCUAUACAUGGAAAUAUGUAUGUGUAACUCUAAACUUCAGGGCAGAACUACUUGAGAAAGCACACAUUUCUGUAAGCAAGCAUAGUGAAAACUAAACAUUUUUGUUGAUCAUAGCAACAAGUGAAAAAAAACUCCAGUGUUACCACAGUGGUGAAUAUGUUGUGAAAUAAUAGGCAUGCUAGUUGAUGACUCACUGUGAUUGUGUUGAGAUGUACCAGUUGUAACUGUGGUAUGUCUGGAUGAGAACAGUUGUCUGCUUCCAAAAUGUGGGGUGACAUCUGAAAUUGAAAGUGCUCACUAAUCACGGGAAACUAUUAAUUUGCUCAUGGCUUGCACUACAAGGCCUCAGCUACUUUCAUAAUCUUGUCACUGAUUGGUCCUUGGCUCAUUCAGCGUGUCUCCUACUGUCUCCACACUACAAAUUUUACUUCUCUUCCUGUACCUUCUAUACAUUAUGUGAAAUUGUUAAUCAUUGGACAAAAGAACAAUAAUAGAUUACAAAUACCCAUAUUGAAAUUACAUGAAAUCUGAGCUGAAAAUAUUUGUUGUUCUAUUCUGUAUAAAUAAAGUUCUCGUGAACAUGAUGAUUUUAGAUCAUGUGAAGAGAAAUUCUUCUGGCCAAUAAUCAAGAAAAAAAGGGAGAUACAAGGAAGAGAUGUGAAGAGGCCAGUGCCCAAAAUAAGGGGGAGACUGCAAUGAACCAAUCAGCAGCAAGGCUACAAAAAGUAGUUUAGGCUCCACUUGCAAGCAAUAAGUGAAUAGACUGUAGUCAGUAAUAUAUUAUUGUUUCAAAAAGUAUAUUCCACCAAAUCCAUGUUGAAGUGAUGGGUCCUGAAGGAAUGGCAGUCCUACAAAAGAAAUGGCAGUCCUACAAAAGAAGCACUAAUACUGAGUGUGGAUAAAUCUGUCUUGAAUCUUAAUCAGGUAAAAUAAAACUGAUGCAAGAGAUACAUAUUUAUAUUCAAAUUACUGGAUUCUCAUUACUUUACUCAGUGGGCUCCCUAAGAUUUGAGCUUAUUUUAUGAACUUUUAAUUUACCUGCUUACCGGUAACUGACAGUUCUGUUUGUUAUAGGAUAUGAAAAGUUUUUGUUUUUAAUUUCUCAUCUGAAAGGAAACUAAAUCAAGAAAAUACCUUGAAAAGUUGAUGAAACCAGGUUGAUUAAACAAUUAUGUAUAAAUAUUAACAAACAAAACAGUAUUUAAAUAUUAGGAAACAAAACAGUAUUGUGUACAAAAUGUAACACUGAUUAAAACUAAAUGAAAC